AUGAAGGAUUUAUGUGUAUUGUCAGCAUUAUUAAUGAUACUGACAUAUUGUGUAUCAUUAGAAUCGCGGGAUAGCUGCGCGAAUUCAAAGACACCGUUAAGUUUGAUAAGAAAGAAGAGACAUCUUACUUUUCCGGAUCAUUCAAGUGUUGUGCUAACGAUCGCCCUGGUGAAAGCCUUUAUGACGCACGCACCGUCGGGCUGGAAUAUAGCUAUUGAGAUUGACGUCAUGUAUCCAAUGUUAAAUAUGAAUGAAACGAACAGACUCUUCCGUAAGAAGUAUCAUUACAGACAGAAACGAGAAUUCUGGGAGAGACUGGAGAAUGCUGUUGAGUUCCAAAAUUUGAAUGGAAGAUCAUGCAUACUACGUAGUGUAUGUGAGGCUGAUACGUCGUUGGCGGCGCCAGGAAAGUCACUGGUGCAUGAUAUACUAAGAGCUGUAUUCACGGCGCCAUUGCACGAUGAAGAUUUUCAAGAUGAAAUAAAAAGUACUUACGCCGAACUGUCCGAUCCGAGUUUUUGUAGCAAGCCAAACGAUUGUCCUUUUUCCUUUUUGGAUUUUGUUUUGUCUCUAAAUGAACGGUAUUGA
Bombyx mandarina (wild silkworm) is the source of this 588-nucleotide messenger RNA. RefSeq lists its product as uncharacterized. Lineage: Eukaryota; Metazoa; Arthropoda; Insecta; Lepidoptera; Bombycidae. The record is from RefSeq and is a predicted model, not a curated record.